GAAUUGAUAGCCCUGGGGUAUUAAUCGACUGGGGGGUUCACUAGUGUGUAGGAGGGAACUCCCACUGGAGGCGUUUCUUCUCUCCGAGUGUAUAUUGAGACAAUACCGUCAAUGAGCUGCACUUUUCCCACGUUUUCUCACCAGGGGCGAAACGUUUCGGGCUCAAACACCGCAGAGAUUUUAUUCUACCCCCACGUAGAGAUGUGUUUUGGCAAGUGAACCGCUGUGUUCCCAGUCUGGAAGACCCAGUAAGUUGAUGUGUUAGGACACAAUGUCUUCCCCCCGCUGCUUCCUGCUGCUGCUGCUGCCAUGCGUCCUGCUGGUUCUGCUGGUCCAGUUUCCUCAGGUUCAGUCCAGACCGGCCACAGAGGACACUGACACAGCCGCAGUUAAAUCGUCUGAAGACGAAGAAGACGAUGAGUCAUCCUCAGAGGAAAAUAAACUGUCCAAUGAAUUGUCAACAAGCAACGAAAAGAUCCAGUCGCUGGCGCCGCAGUGGGUGAUGCCAGAGAAGAUGGAGAAGCAGCUGCACGCUGUUCCAGCCAGUAGGACUGUAAAGUUUCGCUGCCAAGCAACUGGAAACCCCGUUCCCUCCCUGCGCUGGUACAAGAACGGGAAAGUUUUCAGGAAGGACCAAAGAAUCGGAGGGUUCAAAAUCCGAGACCACAUGUGGACUCUAAUAAUGGAGUCAGUUGUUCCAUCUGAUAAAGGCAACUACACCUGUGUGGUGGAGAAUGAACACGGGAGUCUGAAACACACCUACCUGCUCGAUGUAGUUGAGCGUUCUCCUCACAGACCGAUUCUGCAGGCGGGUCUGCCGGCGAACCAAACUGCAGUUGUUGGCGGUAACGUGGAGUUUGUGUGUCGGGUGUUCAGUGACCCGCAGCCUCACAUCCAGUGGCUCAAACACAUCACCGUCAACGGCAGCAGAGAGGCGCCAGACGGACACCCGUACGUCCUUGUUCUCAAGACGGCAGGUUUGAACACAACGGAUAAAGAAAUGGAGGUUUUGACUCUGAGGAACGUAAGUCUGAACGACGCUGGGGAGUACACCUGCCUGGCAGGAAACUCUAUCGGAGUCUCCCAUCAUUCUGCGUGGCUCACCGUCGUCGAUGACCUGCCCCCUUCGGCGCUGCCCUCUCAGACAUACUUGGAGAUCUUCAUCUAUUGCCUUGGGUUUUUCAUCAUCAUCAUCCUCACAGCCACAGCAGUCAUCUGCAGACUCUGCUGUGCACCGAAGAAGAGCGACUUCAGCAGCCAGUUAGCGGUCCAAAAGUUAGCCAAAAGCAUUCCUCUGAGGAGACAGGUGUCAGUCGAGUCCUCGUCCUCCCUCCAGUCAGGGAUGUGUUUGAUGCGUCAGUCUCGUCUCUCCAGCGCCGCCACCACCAUCCUGGCAGGGGUGUCAGAGUACGAGCUUCCCUACGAUCCUGUGUGGGAGCUGGCUCGCGACAGGCUGACUCUGGGGAAGCCGCUGGGAGAAGGCUGUUUUGGUCAGGUGGUUCUGGCAGAGGCUGUUGGGAUCGACAAAAAUAAACCCACUCGCCUCACAAAGGUAGCUGUGAAGAUGCUGAAAGCGGACGCCACAGAGAAGGACCUGUCUGACCUGAUCUCUGAAAUGGAAAUGAUGAAGAUGAUUGGCAAACACAAGAACAUCAUCAACCUGCUGGGAGCCUGCACUCAGGCCGGCCCUCUGUAUGUGGUGGUGGAGUACGCCUCACAGGGUAACCUGAGGGAGUACCUCCGUGCCCGUCGACCGGUCGGGUUGGAGUACUGGAGCGGCUCCAGGCAGGCUUCUUUGGGCAGUUUGGAGAUCAGGGAGCUGGUAUCUGCUGCGUACCAGGUGGCCAGAGGAAUGACAUACCUCGCUUCAAGGAAGUGUAUUCACAGAGACCUGGCAGCCAGGAACGUGCUGGUCACAGAGGAUAACGUGAUGAAGAUAGCCGACUUUGGCCUGGCCCGAGAUAUCCACCACAUCGACUACUACAAGAAGACCACGAAUGGCCGUCUGCCAGUGAAGUGGAUGGCACCAGAGGCUUUAUUUGACCGCAUCUAUACGCACCAAAGUGAUGUGUGGUCUUUUGGAGUCUUGCUUUGGGAAAUUUUCACCCUCGGGGGGUCUCCUUAUCCCGGAGUGCCUGUGGAGGAGCUCUUCAAGCUGCUAAAGGAGGGACAUCGCAUGGAAAAACCCUCCGCAUGCACUCAGGAGCUGUACCUGAUGAUGAGAGAAUGUUGGCACGCCGUCCCAUCUCGCAGGCCGACUUUCCAACAGCUGGUAGAAGAUUUAGACCGCACACUCUCUCUCAUGGCCAACCAGAGUAUGUCAAAAUAA
Micropterus dolomieu (smallmouth bass) is the source of this 2329-nucleotide messenger RNA. RefSeq names its product fibroblast growth factor receptor 1-A-like. Lineage: Eukaryota; Metazoa; Chordata; Actinopteri; Centrarchiformes; Centrarchidae. Gene Ontology annotation, cellular component: membrane; signaling receptor complex. Gene Ontology annotation, molecular function: fibroblast growth factor binding; fibroblast growth factor receptor activity; ATP binding. The record is from RefSeq and is a predicted model, not a curated record. Bases 272 to 2329 code for a protein of 685 amino acids. Gene Ontology annotation, biological process: positive regulation of kinase activity; positive regulation of cell differentiation; positive regulation of cell population proliferation. The transcript has 17 exons.